Molecule: messenger RNA, 2474 nt
Organism: Phycodurus eques (leafy seadragon)
Lineage: Eukaryota; Metazoa; Chordata; Actinopteri; Syngnathiformes; Syngnathidae
Product: endosialin-like
Exons: 2
Coding region: 1-1911 (636 amino acids)
Biological process (GO): cell migration
Cellular component (GO): extracellular matrix; external side of plasma membrane
Molecular function (GO): calcium ion binding; extracellular matrix binding; extracellular matrix protein binding
Source: RefSeq, a predicted model, not a curated record
AUGGGGCCGCUUCGGGCCUGGCUGCUGCUGUGCCUCGUGGCCGGCGGAGGGCGCGCCGCCGCCGCCGAGCUGGAGGAGAAGGACGCGCUGUGCCACCCGCGCGGAUGCUUGGCCGUCUUCACGCAGCGGAGAACCUUCCGGGAGGCGGGGCGCAGCUGCCGGGAGCGCGGCGGGACGCUGGCGACGCUGCACGACCGCCAGGCCGCCGACGCCGUCCGCCGGCUGCUGGCGGGCGCGGAGCCGCACGGCGCUCGGGUGCGCCUGCGCCUGUGGAUCGGGCUGCACCGGGCGCCGCGCCAGUGCUCCGCCGUGCGACCGCUGCGCGGAUUCGUGUGGGUCACAGGCGACCAGGAGGGUCAGUUCACCAACUGGCUGCGCGAGGAGGCGGCGGGCGCCUGCGCGGCGCCACGAUGCGUGGCCGUGACGGUGAACACGGCAGACGGCGCCCGCCACGACGGCGACAACUUCAAGUGGUUGGACGGCUCGUGCGGUCUGGCGCUGGACGGCUUCGUGUGCCAGUACCCCUCCGAGGGCAUGUGUCCGCCCCUGGAGGACGAGGGGCAGGGCGCGGCCGCUUACUCCACGCCGUUCCGGCUGACCAGCCGGACGCUGACCCACGUGCCGUACGGCUCGGUGGCCGCCCUCGCGUGUCCGCCCCGGCCCUCGGAGGCAGACGCCCCCGCCGAGCAGACGGCGCUGUGCGUGGAGAGAGACGACGGGUCGGUGGGCUGGUCCCGGGACGCGCCGCUCUGCGGAGCCCGCGCGCCGCCGCCCCCCCGCCGUGACCUGUGCGGCACGGACCACGGGUGCCAGCAGCACUGCCGGAACACGGACUCGGACUACUACUGCUACUGCUCGGAAGGAUACACGCUCGCCGAGGACGGCCACGACUGCCGGCUGGACCCCACGGACCCUCCCGAGCUUUCCUCUUCUUCAGACGCCGCCGCGCCCAGCGAGCCGCCCCGCCUCAAAGCGGCGUGCGCGGCCACGGGCUGCGAGUACGACUGCGUAGAAACGUCUCGGGGGGUCCGUUGCACGUGUCCUCCGGGGUACCAAAUGGGCCCGGACGGGCGUCGGUGUUCCGACGUGGACGAGUGCCGGCAGCGGCCGUGCCCGCAGGCGUGCGUCAACGUGCCCGGAACCUUUCACUGCGCGUGUCACGCCGGCUACCGAGCCGACGGCGAGGGCGAGUGCGUGGACGUGGACGAGUGCGAGGACGAGGGGAGCUGCGAGGGCGCCUGCCGGAACACCGAGGGCUCCUUCGCCUGCGCCUGUCGCCACGGGUACCGGCCGUCGGGCGACGGCACGUGCCUGGACGUGGACGAGUGCGUGGGGGCGUCGCCCUGCCAGCAGCAGUGUCUCAACUACGUCGGCAGCUACCAGUGUUACUGCGACGACGGUUACGAGCUGCGAGCCGACGGACUCGGUUGCCGGCCGACGCCCGCCGACGAAGAAUACUCCACUACGACCCCGGACCCCACCGACCCGGCCCACGCGCCGGAUCCGGACCGCGAAGGCCCGCGCACCGCUCGGCCCAACCUUGACGUCCCCGAAACCGGCGACUCCGACGAGCGCCGGCACCGAUGGGACGCCCCCUCGCGGAGGCGGUACCGGACGGAGCGGCCGCCCGCCGCACGCGAGAGCGACGGCGAGGGAGGCAGCCCUGCGGCUGGAGGUCAAGAAGGCGAAGGCGACGGCGAACGCGACCGCAACAAGGUCAAACAUGACAAGAGCUGGCUGCUGGUGGCGCUGUUGGUGCCGCUCUGCGUGUUCCUGGUGGUGAUGUUGGCACUGGGCAUCGUCUACUGCACCAGCUGCGCCGUGGACAAGAACAUGCGCCUGUCGGAAUGCUGCCGCUGGAUCCUCCCCACGCCGAACCUCAACAGCGCCGAGCCCAAAGGACGAGCGUGACGCUGUCAUGUGACACGUCUCCCGUGUGUCACACGAGCGUGAUUAAGGUUCCCACCUCGUUUCCAGGCAGGACACGCCCUGCUCCAAUAUUACUGGCUCCAGGACACACGCCGCCCCACUACCAUUGGCUGCAGUAUCCCGGUAAAACACGCCCUACUGACGGGAGAGGAAGUUUUGGACUUAAGUGCGGCGGCGUUAAUGUUUCCCACUGAGCCUAACCCCCAACGCCUUCGCCGCAACCCUCGCCCCGAAGCUAAACCCUAAACCUAAACCUAACAAAUGUCUUCGUUUUUCUGUCAUGCGAACGUGACAUCUCGUUACAUCCGCAAGGCCUGCCCUUCCCGCGACACAGGAGCCGAUGGUGCCGCAGUGGGGCGUGUCCUGCCUGCAAACUAGGAGGGAAUCCUAAUAACGCAUGCUUGACCGUGUCACGAGGUCAUCGUCACGUGCGAUGUGGUCACGUGGCACGGUGAGGGGAUGUGGGCGCGUGACGUGUCGCGAUCAUGCGGCGACAGGGUCGUGCGGUGCGGUGACAAGACACGGUCACGUGACGAGCUCAUAUA